AUGCUUACCCGCAUCAAUGUUAAGUUCAUCUUUGAUAGCCGGUACGUUUAGGUUUGUCCGAGCUCCGCAAAUAUUCUCCAAAUAGCAGAUGUCGCCCUCCGAGUUGUCUUCUUGCUGUUUUUGCCGUGUUUUUUGCUAUCAUUUCGCCGAGGUCCAGCUGCAGUUCUUACCCUUGAAACGAGUGAAAUGCCGGCCAUUUUUUUUUUCACAACCAUAACAAGUCAACCUUCUCGGUAACGGUGCCUUAACCUGUAGCGGGCUGCAUUUUUGACGUCAUUUCCUCGUUAAAUACAAAAUUCUUCCAGAUUUGGUCAUCAGUAAUUGGUUAUGGCGAAUUAUGCUUGUGCUUUUAGCUAAUAAGAAUUGGGGAAAUAUUUUGAAUGAAUAAUAAUGUAAUUUAACUGAAGCAAUAAGCGAUAUUCUCUUUGAAUAUUUUCUAGUGUCAACCAGCUCCAACCCAAAUCUAUCUCCAAUAGAAGUUCUUAGUAAGGAAGCCACUGUCGCCCUUUCUGUUGUUGGAGCUAUCCUGUUCCUCUGCAUCGUCUUGGGGUUCACCUUCUUUUGCUAUAUACGCCAUCAGCGGAAGCAGAUUAUGGAGUAUCGUAAUCAGCUUUUUCCAGUAUACACUGGAAAACACCAGGUAAAAUACCAUGUAAAACCAGCUUAAAUUGAAGCUACUACAUAACAACCAGUGCCUGCUUGAAAAGCUGCAACUUAUGACUAUGAUGAUGAUUAACUUUAUUUAAGUCUCAUGUCUUAUAGUUCAGGCACAGUGCCUUACUAAUUGGGGAGACUUAUUUGGCUGAAAAUAAUGUUCGUUGGGCUGCGUAAAUUUCACACCCCUCCCAUUCCAAGAUCAUAUUCAACACCUACAAUGACAACUUUGAACGCGGAAAAACGAAGCAGGGGGAUUUCCUUUACUCGUGAAAAUUUUGUCUCCGGGGAGCGAUCAAAUUAGGAAAGGGGUUUUAUAUGCAAAAGUCUCUCAACCUUUGUUCAACCGGUUGUAUUAACACUAUCUUUCACGAUCUUUUCACGAUCUUUCAAACUUCAUCUUCUUUGAUAUGUGAAAUGUAGGUGACUUUACUUGGCCUGGAGUAGUUGAAUUUCUAUGGAGAGCCAAGUUUAAAGGGGGAAUAAAAAAUUUAUCGUCAGUGCCGGUUAACGUCCUUCGUAAAACGCGCAUUGGGACUAAUUUUUGACGUCGUAGUCGUGCAAUUAAGUCUGAUCGACCGGGCAGAGUUGUAGUUUUUGGUUCAGUCCCGCAGCUGUUUUUACCUUCUCUUUACCGUUGUCGACUCUCUUUUGCUUUUGCUCUUUAGUAACCUUUUGGAAGUGCAGGGUGGCUCUAACUAUGGCCACUUUACAUUCGUGUAAAAUCUCAUGGCGGUGGACACUUUUGAGAAUUAUUAUACAUUGAUUCAUCAACAUCUGAGUUGCUUGUUCGAGGCCAGUCGACAGUGAUAAUUUGCAAAAUUUUAAGCAUAGAUUGCUCCUCCUUUUAAAAUACAUGUAUGCUCACACAUAGGUGAAGAUGGCUGAUAUUUUGUUCAUUUCAUUGCAGGCUAUGGACAAGUCUGUUCCGCAAAAAUACUCACGAUUUUUUUUUUUGUCGACCUACCGUGAACGAGGUGCCGAGUUUCUUUGCGGAGUGGCCAUAGAUUUAAUUAAGCCUACUUUUCAAACAUAAACUUUGUUUCUCCUUUGACUCGAUUCAAAAAGUGAUCCAUUGCCCUAAAGUGGGCUUCUCAAUUCAGGUAAUACUCAUGAACCAAAACGUUUCCAGUUGAAGUGGAGGGAAUGAAGUUACCAUUGCUUAGUUUCCUAUUGAAUGGUAUACGUUAAGUAAUGAAAUAUUUCUUGAUUGUUUUAGAUUGACCCUACUCGCACACUGCUUGAACAAUGUAAUGAUCUUCCUUAUGACCCUGAUUUCGAGUUUCCUGAGGACAAGCUCAUUCUUGGGGAGGUGCUAGGAUCAGGGGCCUUUGGAAAGGUCAUUAAAGCAGAGGCUAUAGGAAUGAACAACUUUAGUCCCAGAGACAAAAGUCAAAAGAAAAGUCAGCGGCGACCUAAAAUGUUUUGUCAACGCAGGGCCGGCCAUGCGUACCACGAUCCCAGAGGCAGUGCGUACACGAAGACCACUGUAGCUGUAAAGACUGUUAGAGGUAAUGUUUCAAGUCAAGAGAUCUCUAUUUCAACUUGUGUAACAUUUACCAUGGAACAAGGAUGGCUGGUACUUGUCGGGGGUUGGUGGAGGGGAAAAGGGAAUUUGGUUUAUAAUAGAAGCUGAUAAUAUGUAGGGUACGGGACGAGUUACCAGGUUACCAGCGCGGUAAUGAUUUGGGAGACGGGGUAGGGUUGAUUUAGGAAUCUGUGCCUACCAGUGGAAAAAACUGCAGCCAUGCCCCUGUAUUCAGCAUGGGUGAGGUGGGCAAUUCGCGAGGGGCCUCUCUCAUGCAUGAGUACCGUUCGUGCUCAUUCCUGUUGCUGAGGUUUGUGCCUAGUUAAACUGAACGCUGCUUGUGACAUGGUCACAUGGACUCCACUAGACCCAGUGGAAACUGUACUUUUUUUUACUGACCGAGUACGCUAUUUUGGCACUUCAGGGGGAGCUACUGCGGAGGAAGUAAGAGACCUGGCAUCAGAGCUGAAAAUUCUAAUUUACAUUGGAGAACAUAAAAACAUUGUAAACCUCCUUGGUGCUUGUAUCAAGCGAGAUCGUAUCCUUGUCAUUCUGGAAUAUGCACCACAUGGGAGUUUACAAAAGUUCUUACAAGGCAAGCGAGAUGUUUAUGAAGGAACCUGGACUACGACUGCGAGUGACCCAGAGAUACGAUUGAAUAUAUCAAAUCUUGUGGGCUACGCCUACCAGAUACCCCGUGGAAUGGAAUACCUGGCGUCUAAAAAGGUAAUUUUUCCCCAUUUAAGGAUUCCCACAUUGCUCAAGAAAAUUCAGUUCUAACAAGAGCUAUAGCCAAGGUGGCUCUUGGUUAUAAUAGACCUUUUUAGCUUAUAUUUUAUUUUUCCAUUUCACACCACGUGAUGUUCUCGGGGCAAUUUGCAUUUUGUCUUUUCAUAACAUAUACAGACAUGUAUGCUCUUUCUUGUUUCUGAUUUCUUGUUUUUGUUUUUCUUUGUUCAAAACAUAUCUGUUUUGUCUAGUGUGUUCACCGAGACUUGGCGGCCAGAAACGUCCUUGUUGGAAAAGACUACGUCAUGAAGAUCGCUGACUUUGGUCUUGCUCGAGAUAUUUACAAGAGUGAAUUAUAUGUGAAGACGAACAGUGGUGUUUUGCCAAUGAAGUGGAUGGCGAUAGAAUCAUUGUUUUUGAGGGAGUACUCAGAGAAAAGUGAUGUGUAAGUACAAAUAACAUAAAAAAUGUAUGAAGGAAGAAUAUCAAAAUCUUAUGCGGGGAUGACAACUAUACAAAUGCGUAAUGAAGUAUUCAAAUUAAAAAGAAGCUGGCCUUUUGAUUACUGUAAUUAUUUAAACUUGUCAUAACAUAUUUUAGUAGGCGCUCUCAGAUCGGCCGAGAAGUGUGUUUGCGUGCGAGUAAUAAACACAGUAUAUACACACUCAGUGAUCUUGGUUUCUUAGCCUGAUUGAUUCGCUAUCUCGGACUAUUCAACAUUGUUUUAUAGCUGGAAAUUUCUUCUCAACAGCGCGCUGUCUCAUUGGUUACUUCGAGGUCACAUGACAUCUAACAAUGAAACUGUUUCCCGUUAAAACCUCUGGGCGGACAACGUUGCAAAAUAUCUAUGACGUCAGAGGGUAAUAGUGCACUGUUACCCACUAAUGUUGACCGGUGACCGCUGUUACAGCGAGGUUUAACGAAUUUCUAGCUUCAAAUUUCCAGCUAUAUAACAAAUCACUUAAAGACUGGUGCCUUGGCAAACAGUUACGCAUAAAUCGUGAUGUUAUUAUAUAAAUCAAUCUUGAUCUAUAUAUAAGUAAAUCUUGAUGUACACCUAAUUGCAAUAACGUUGUCAUAGAAAAAAGCAAAAAGCAAAAAGCCAAAUAGGAAUUAAUUAGCCAUGUGAUUUACAUUUGCGUGUUUUAAUGAUUUAACAAUUAUUUAAGAAUUUUAAGUCAUUCACAAUAACAAGACAUAAUUCUGCUUCCGCGCUGUAAGAUUCCGCACAUGAAACACCGAUGUGUGUAACGAAAGGGUUCAAAAUUAUUACUUCAAUCGAAUUGUCACUCAUAGCCAGAGUUUCUGAAAUACCCUUCGCAGUUUUCUGGUGAAAUUUGCCCAAAAGUAUGCAAGAUAAACGCAUGGGGCUGAAGACAGCAACGAAAGGCAAUGUCAUUUUCCCGAAUGAAGUGUUUGGCCUGGUGAUAACUUCCUUCUAUCGGAUUAAAAUCCGGGCUGUAAGGUGGAAGGUAUCUGACCAAAGCUCCGGCACCAUAUAUAAUUUCUUCCACUUCCGCAACAUGAUGAACUGCGUGGUUGUCUAAAAACACAAAAACGAAAUUAAAGAUUUUGAGCAAAUGUUUAAGAGAAAAAUUCAUUUCUUAUGAACAAUUUAUUACCUAGCACAACCACAGAGCGAGCGUUUUUUCCAUUGUAUUGAUUGAGAAGGGGUACUAUAUCAUUACGUAGAAAGUCAGCAAAAACAAUGUGAUUGAAUCGUUGGCCUGGAUUGAGUACUCGGAUGCUGAGGUAUCCAUCGUGAGCAAUAGCAGAUAUUACUGUAAUACGUUGGCUAUUUGUUCUUGUCCUUAUCACCUCAUCCCGCUGCCCUUUCUGUGAAUAACCGUGUUGUCUCGAUAAGGUUCUGUCCUGGAGAAAGAUAAGAUCAGAAAAAAUAACGAAUGAGUGGAAAGAACGUUUUAUACAAAACAAGUUUUUUUCUAACAAACAAUCUACUCUGAGAAAUUAUAAAAAAGCAACACUUACAAUUCCUGCCUCAUCAAUAAAAAUGAGUUCAUGAGGCGAUUGAUUUAGCAUAUCAGCUUUGAAUUGAGCACGAGGUCGUCUCUUCUCUGAGCUGCAAUUUCUCUUAUCUGUGGACAAUCAGAAGCAAUAGUGGGUGUUAGAGAGAGAAAAAAGAUAAGCGGUAUCAGUAAUUCUUAUACUGACCUUCUUGUUAGUGAAUCCAUGCAAGUCUGUGAAGUGUCCUACACAGUGUGGAAACAUCAAACUCGGAGCCAGUUUGUUCCUGUAUUGUUGACGCGAGCUGAUGUAACCGUGUGGCUGGCUCUUUGAGUAUCGCCUCCAUUAUAAUGUAUUCUUCAUGACGGUGAAGUGUUGUCGUACCGACAGGUCGACCAGCUCUUUCUGCUACAACUUUUCCUGUAAAUACAAAUUUUUGGCGGAUACGCUGCACCAUUCUUGGGCAUAAAAAUAACUGAAAAGCAAUUUCCUCAUCACUACGCAUCAGUAGAAAUUUGUACCAGAUAAUUCUCCAGCGGAGGUCCUCUGAAUAAGCGCCCGGCAUUCUACCUCAUAAAAAAUGACCAAUUCUUUGCAGUGGUUUCUUUUUCGCAGUAUUUCUGUUUAUUUAGUAAUCGUUUGCACGAGCUAGAAUAAUAGAAUCAUCCCGUGAUCCCAGCCCGUGAGCCAAAAAAGUAAAGCGUAAAUUAGAAAUUCAAAUUGCACACACCAGCACGUGCAGAUUAUAAAUCAGUCUAAGGGCCUGUUUACAUGGAGUGGGGGACCCCGGUCUAGUAGGGUUGGUUUCUUUUGUUUUCACGCUCUGAGGGACACAAAACAAAAGAAACUUACCCCACUAAACCGGGGUCCCCCACUCCAUGUAAAUAGGGUCUAAAACAUAGAGGGACAAGUUCUAAACGACGCUCGUCAACGUUUUACGACUGAUAUCAGAAUAGUUGGUGGGAACAAAAAAUCUUCAUACAGAACAGCCAGAGUAAAGGGUUUUCCCGUAACGGAGACUUGCUCCGAAUUUAGAGAGGCAGUGAAGAACAUUAUUCCUGGUGAGCCGUUUGCAGAGAAUUUCAGCUUUGGCUUCAUCGACAAGAAGUAGAAAAAACUCUGGGUUCUUACUGACACAGAUUACCUGACGCCUAUGCCGCUGCUAUAAGUGGGCAACCUCUUUGGGUGGACCCCAGUCAUGUGGUGGUGAAUGAAGAACGUGCCGGGAGUGUCAACAAGAUGACUAGAUGACUACCGCACAGAUGACUACCGCACAGGUUGUCGAAACGUCAGUCACUGUCAACAACAACAGUCCUAUUCAGGACUACGUUCACCCGGACGAUCAAACUCAACCUUUUGAAGUGUCAACAAGAAAGGCAACCAAACAAACAAACGUAAGUAUAAGCUUUUAAAACGAACACGUGUUUUCAAAAGUGUGACUUUCGGUAAAAUUCCUUAUUCCUUAUAGGUUCUCAUGAUGAGACAAAUGCUGCGUCCCCCUCAUUCACGGAGAAAAUAGACGAGCAAACGAAAAGGUUGGAAGAUAAGCACGGCGAGACCGUUUUCCAGCCUUACCAGUACCGAUUCUGGGCGGAGAUGCUGGUAUGAAAUGAAUCCUCAAAUUAACGCUAAUCAAAGCAAAAAGCUAAAAUCAAGGUAAAUUUUUAUUUUUUUUCUUAUCAUUCCAGGUUUUGGGGUCGCAUAAAAGUGAAGAUGAACCACCAAUGCUGUCGAUAUUUCGAAACAAGGUGGCAAAAAAGACCGCAACAAGCACGUCAACAGUAGUAAGUGAACUAUUAAACCCACAGAAUAUCGCAUUUUCCCUACCUGCACUGUAGAUCUUGGCCGCAUGAGAUAAAUGGUCCACUAAUAACUUGUUGAUGAUUUAUCUUUAGACUACAAGUUCAGCUACAACUACAAGUUCAGUCGGCUACUCUCGCUCAAGCAUCCUCAGGGAACUUAGAGAGCUACAUGACCUCAAGCAGAUGGGUGUUUUAACGGAGGAGGAGUUUGCUGGCAAGAAGAAAGUUCUUAUAACUGAUCUAAAGUAGAGUGUGUAGAAUCCAAUAAAACAGUUUUGAUAUGUAAAUGAAGUUGUAGUUGUUGUUGUUAUUUGAAUCAAGUUGUUACCGUUAACAGAGACCUAUCCAGUAAUGGGCUCAUGACCCCCGCUUGCGAAAAAAAAAAAAAAACGGAAAAAAACGGACUGAGGCAAACCUGUCAUCGCGGUAAAAAGAGUCUCGCUUUAUAAAUUUGUACCCUGGUCGAGUGAUUGAAACAGCAGCACAGGGAGAAAAUUCAAUUGCCCGUGUUGGCAUCAACCGCGCUAGACAGGAGCCAUGGUCAUUUUAGAGCCAACAUUCUCCAUCAACAGAAGUCGCACAAUUCGAUAAAGAAAAAGGUGAAUUGACGCGAGCAAUGUUAUGUCUCAGUUGUCGCACUUUCAGUCGCCAAUGUAUUAUGUCCUGACAAACGGAGCUUGGUUUGUGGCGCGGGAGAGGAACUGGCGGAGGAACGCCUUACCCGCUCCGCGAUGAAAAAACCUGCCUACGCCCCUGAUUUGUUGCUUGAAAAUUGUGAUGGUGUUGUGCACUACAAACCAUACGCAGACUGGCUUUUCUAUUUAGCACUAAACGAAAAGACGCGUCGCCUUCCUGGAAUUUACCCCAGGCUAUAUUUAUUGAAAAAAAAUUAAGCCAUUUUUUCUUUAGGAGUUAUCCGAUUUACGUUUGUAAUUAGAGUACGUUUGAAAUCCGCUAGAUGAAUCAGCCUUGAAUUGCAUUACAAUGACACCAAGAAACUGAUGCAAAUGAUUUCUCUCAUUUUACGUGAUUAAUAUUCAGGUAUAAUCCUGUGUGUUGUGAAUGUUGCAAGCAAUGAUAAUUAAAUGCUAAUUAAUUCCUAUUUGGCUUUUUGCUUUUUGCUUUUUGCUUUUUUCUAUGACAACCUUAUUGCAAUUAGGUGUAUGUAAGUCAAACCUGAUUUAUAUAAAUAAAUCUUGACAUAUUAUUCCCGUUGGACAAGCAUGUAUUUCCUCUCUGAUUUUGUUGAGAUCACUUCGUAUGUAUAUACUAAUACAAUUAUUCUUUUCAAUCUGGGUGAAUAGUGGCUUUAUAAAUUUAUUUAUUAGUGGCUCGGUAUAUAAUAAGCCACUAUUCACCUCGAAAUAGAGAGUACGUAGAGUAUCACCUAGAGUAGAGCAAAGUCAAGGCUUCUUUAUUUGUUUUAUGAUAGAGAACAGUUAAAUUCCCCACACAUUCCCCUUUUUUUUAUUUCAAAGCGAACGAGUGUCGUCAGCAUGUUUUAUACUCUCUAUCAUAAAGCACGCUUUUUCAACAAAUCAGAGUGCGCGUUAUAGGUGAACUUUAUUAUUGAAAUGCAAAACAAAACCGUACUGAUUACGCGUACGAAAGUACGUCUAGAUACGACACUUCGCGACUAGUAAGAAUUUCUCUUUUAAUCAUCACCAUAAACUGCAACUUUUUCUCGGGAAAGUUGGCACUACAAAGACACCUUAACAGAAAACUGUUUUUCUGUGGUUUACAGACUGCACCCAUUCUCUUGAAUUCACCUAACACCCUCUCGUGUUUAUAUCAGGGUUUGUAAACACGGCAAAAGAAUGCUACUAAUAACGAUUCUUGAAUGUAGCGCUUCAUAUGCAAGCCAUGUAAGUUUUGAUUCCAAUAAUUUCCUUGUAGUAGUGUUAAUAGCAGCUUACCUCUGUGUCCUCGAGUCCAUAGUUUAGCUUAAACAGCUUACAGAGCUUUAUUGACGCCCUUUUGGUUUGGAAUGACCCUGGCUGUGAUGACCCUUCGAGUGUGUAUGUUUUUAACUUUGACAUUUAAAAAAUAAAUGCAGAUGGUCGUUUGGUAUUUGCUUGUGGGAGAUCUUUACACUGGGCGGCACACCGUAUCCCACUAUACCCGUAGAAGAGCUCCUAGACUUCCUUAAUUAUGGAAACCGUAUGGAAAAUCCCCGCGACUGCCCUUCGGAGAUCUACAAAAUUAUGCAAGAUUGCUGGCAGGAAUUACCCGACAAGCGACCUAAAUUUGAUCAAAUCAGCCAGUCGAUUGGUACAAUACUUGAGCAACGUGCUUCCCAGGUGAGGCCUUUUUUGCACUGUUUUUGA
This is a messenger RNA of Porites lobata, 9005 nucleotides long. The record is from the annotation of a GenBank genome assembly. Lineage: Eukaryota; Metazoa; Cnidaria; Anthozoa; Scleractinia; Poritidae.